CACUGCAAUCCUUGGAGCUCUGAGAAAGAGACUCGACCUUUUUCUAUUGCACAGGUGUCAUGACAAGCGCAUCGGGAACACCUGCUUGAACUAGGCUCCAUGUCAGCCAAUAGCGUAGGACAUCGCAAUGCAACUGGUGCGCGACGGGCCAACGGCGGUAGUGCUUUCGCAAGCAGUGCGACUUCCAGCAAUUCUGGGCCCAAGCAAGUUGUGAUCAUUGGCGCAGGAAUUGGUGGGUGUGCAAUGGCUGCGAGGCUCGGGAAACUCGGUUACAAGGUCACCGUCUUCGAAAAGAACGAGUUUAGUGGCGGACGAUGCUCACUCAUUCACGCAAAUGGGCACAGAUGGGACCAAGGUCCUUCCCUGUAUCUCAUGCCUGAGCUAUUCGAACGAGCUUUCAAAGACCUGGGCGAAGAUGUCAAGAAUCACUAUGCGCUUCACACCUGCAACCCAACAUAUAAUAUCCACUUUGCAGACGGUGAAAAGUUCACGCUCACGCCCAACUUGGCCGAGAUGGGACCGCAGCUCGAGCGCUUGGAAAGGCCAGAAGGUGUCAACGACCCACUUGGAAACUUUAUCAAGUUCCUGAAGGAGGCAGGGGAGCACUACGAAGAGAGCAUCGAGCAUGUCCUCCUUAAGGACUGGAGUGUUAGCCCGUUGUCGCUGCUGCGGAUUGAGCUUCUCCUGAUGCUGUGGAGGACCAAAGCCCUGCGUGUCUAUCGAAGCCUCUACGGUCGGGCGAGUAACUUCUUCCGCAGCUCUCAUGUUCGACAAGCGAUGACAUUCAGCUCGAUGUUCAUGGGCAUAUCACCGUUCCGUGCGCCAGCCACUUACUCGCUCCUCCAAUAUGCAGAAAACUCAAAGGGCGUGCUAUAUCCCAUCGGCGGGUUCCACAAGGUCGUCGAGUCGCUGGAGAAAAUCGCCAACAAGAAAUUCGGGGUCGAAUUCCGAUAUAACGCCGGCGUCAAGAAAGUCUUACCGAACUUGCAAUGUCCAGGACGGGUGCUCGGUGUUGAGCUUGACUCGGGCGAGGAGGUCAAAGCAGACUUAGUCGUGUGCAAUGCUGACUUGGUUUGGGCUUAUAACAACUUGCUUCCGGAAAGUUCGUACAGCCAGGGCCUCCGAAAGCUCGAACAGACUUGCUCUUCUUUCUCUUUCUACUGGGCAUUGAAGGAAACUGUCCUAGAGCUAUCAGGCCACAAUAUCUUCCUGGCCGACCAAUAUCAAGAAUCCUUCGACGAAAUCUUCGACAAAGGCGAAUUACCUUCUCAGCCUUCUUUCUACGUCAACGUUCCCUCACGUCUAGACCCGACGGCCGCACCACCAGGGAAGGACACGCUUGUCGUGCUAGUCCCAUGCGGCCUGCUACGCGCGGACAACACGCCCGGUGUGGCUGACACACACGAGGAGCUUGAGCGCUUAAAGGAACGUGCUAGGCGGCAAAUAAUCGAGGCAAUCAGCAAACGCCUCAAUCGCCCAGACUUUGAGAGCCUCAUCGAACACGAAAUCGUGAAUGACCCCUUCACAUGGAAAGAAAAGUUUAAUCUGUUCAGAGGCAGUAUACUAGGAUUGAGCCACUCAAUUAUGCAAGUUCUCUACUUCCGGCCCUCUACUCAGCAUUCAUACUAUCGCAACCUUUUCUUUGUCGGCGCUUCAACCCAGCCAGGGACGGGCGUGCCUGUCGUUGUUGCGGGUACUGAAGUGAUCGCCAAAAAGGCCGACCGUUUCCUGCGCGGCUACGACACAUCAUACACAAAAGAGUACAUUGCCAUCCUUAUCUUAUUAAGUAUGUUUAGCUGGCUCGUUGUAUGGAUCUUCAAUCUCACGCCCAAAACGUUUGACAAAGAAGGACUUGUGCGCGCCGUCGCAGCCGAGGCAGCGAAGUCAACCUCCGCCCUCUGAUGUAAAGUAACUGAAUGUAACAUCCUCAAGCCUAG
Tilletiaria anomala UBC 951 is the source of this 1937-nucleotide messenger RNA. Its product is annotated as phytoene desaturase. The record is from RefSeq and is a predicted model, not a curated record. Gene Ontology annotation, molecular function: oxidoreductase activity. Lineage: Eukaryota; Fungi; Basidiomycota; Exobasidiomycetes; Georgefischeriales; Tilletiariaceae. Bases 244 to 1902 code for a protein of 552 amino acids. Gene Ontology annotation, biological process: carotenoid biosynthetic process. The transcript is spliced from 4 exons.